AUGUCUCCGAAGAAGCACGGCAACGACGACACCGGCGGGAGCGUCCAUGGUGGCAACAAGCUGGCCUACGACCAGAACUUCACGCCGCAGGUCGUUGCUGCCACGGGGCCCCAGGCCCAUCCUCGCAUGGCUGAGAUCAUGCCCAGCUUGCUCCGCCACCUCCAUGACUUUGCUCGCGAGGUCAACCUUACUGCUGCCGAGUGGACCGCUGCUGUUGACUUUAUCAAUGCGGCGGGCAAGAUGUCCGACAAUACCCGCAACGAGACCGCCCUCAUCUGCGACAUCCUCGGCCUGGAAUCGCUCGUCGACGAGAUUACCUCCAAAUUGCUCAUCCAGGGAGCCAACGCCGGAGCCACGCCAGCCACGCCCUCCACCGUCCUUGGCCCGUUCUAUCGCACUGAUGCCCCCAUCCUGCCCAACGGUAGCAGCAUCGUCUCCGCGGACGCCUUCAAGCUGUGGAACGGCAAAGGCGACGACAUGACGUGUUUCGUCUCCGGCCGUGUCCUGUCCGCAAGUACCGGCAACCCAGUCAGCAGUGCCAUGGUCGACAUCUGGCUGGCCGGCCCCGACGGGCUCUACGAGCAGCAGAGCGCCGAGGUGCCCGACAUGAAUCUGCGCGGCCGCUUCCAGACCGACGCCGACGGCCGCUAUUCCAUCUACUGCCUGCGCCCCACGCCCUACGGCAUCCCCGACGACGGCCCCGGGGGCGCCCUGCUCAAGUUGCUCGACCGGCACCACUGGCGUCCCGCGCACAUUCACUUCAUCGUGUCGGCAGAGGGCCACAACACGCUGACGACGCAGGUCUUUGAUCGCGAGGGCGAGUGGGUCAAGAACGAUUCGGUGUUUGCUGUCAAGGACGAGCUGCUGGUCGACUUUCGCGCCCGGGAGGACGAUGACAAGGCGAAGUGGACUCUCGAGUAUGACUUUGUGCUCCCAGAAGUCUAG
This is a messenger RNA of Microdochium trichocladiopsis, 945 nucleotides long. RefSeq names its product Intradiol ring-cleavage dioxygenase. Gene Ontology annotation, biological process: catechol-containing compound metabolic process. The transcript has 2 exons. NCBI's taxonomy places the organism in Eukaryota, Fungi, Ascomycota, Sordariomycetes, Xylariales, Microdochiaceae. Bases 1 to 945 code for a protein of 314 amino acids. Gene Ontology annotation, molecular function: catechol 1,2-dioxygenase activity; ferric iron binding. The record is from RefSeq and is a predicted model, not a curated record.